AUGCCGCCGCAAAUUAAACACGAUCUCAACCGCUCCGGCUGGGAGGCGACCGACUUCCCCUCCGUUUGCGAAAACUGCCUGCCCGAGAACCCCUACGUCAAGAUGCUCAAGGAAGACUACGGUGCCGAAUGCAAGCUCUGCACCCGCCCAUUUACCGUCUUCAGCUGGGCCGCCGACCGCGCCCACGCCCGCAAGAAGCGCACCAACAUCUGCCUCACCUGCGCCCGCCUCAAGAACGCCUGCCAAUGCUGCAUCCUCGAUCUUCAGUUCGGUCUACCCAUCAUCAUCAGAGACAAGGCCCUUGAGCUGGUGGCCCCGGGCCCUCAGAGCGAAAUCAACCGCGAGUACUUUGCCCAAAACAACGAGCGCGCGAUUGAAGAAGGAAGAGCUGGUGUGGAGGAAUACGAGAAGGCGGACGAGAAAGCGAGAGAGCUGCUUAGGAGGCUGGCGCAAAGCAAGCCCUAUUUCAGGAAGGGCAGGGAGGUCGACGAGGAGGGCAACCCUGUUGGCGGAUCGUCGAGCGGCGCAGGAAGGGCGACGGGAGGCAAUCCUGCUAUGGGAGCUGGUGUUGGUGGGGUUGGUCCGAUUCGCACAAGAGACUCCAGGGCGGCCGCAGCUGCUGGCGCCAGACCCGGUGGUGGACGAAGACCCAACGCAGCUCCGGCGCCUCCUCCUGGACCCAAGGACUGGCUGCCGCCGGCCGAUAAGAGCAUAAUGUCGCUCUUUGUCACCGGUAUCGAAGAUGAUCUACCCGAGUUCAAGAUCCGCGACUUCUUCAAGGCGUUCGGGAAGAUCAAGUCGCUGGUUGUGUCACAUAUGUCGCAUGCCGCUUUCGUCAACUACGAGACCCGGGAAGCUGCUGAGAAGGCCUCGGCAGAGUGCAAGGGUCGUGCUGUCAUUGCCGGAUGCCCCUUGAGGGUUAGAUGGAGCGUACCCAAGGCCUUGGGAACAAUGAACAAGGAAGAGCGCUCGGAGAUGCUACGAGAUGGUCGGUCAGCCUUUGGCGGUGCUCAGAAGACAGGCGGCCGAUCGGCGAUUGAGGGAGGAAAUGCUCAGGGUGGCGCAUCAGGAGCGCAGAAAGACGACGCAUCCAACCUCACCAUCGCAGCGCCGCCUGGUGCGGCAGACGUACAGUACGCCAGUCUUUCUGGCAACUAA
Molecule: messenger RNA, 1158 nt
Organism: Neurospora tetraspora
Lineage: Eukaryota; Fungi; Ascomycota; Sordariomycetes; Sordariales; Sordariaceae
Product: Pre-mRNA-splicing factor slt-11
Exons: 1
Coding region: 1-1158 (385 amino acids)
Cellular component (GO): Prp19 complex; U2-type catalytic step 2 spliceosome; U2-type catalytic step 1 spliceosome
Molecular function (GO): pre-mRNA binding; U6 snRNA binding
Source: RefSeq, a predicted model, not a curated record